Podospora bellae-mahoneyi is the source of this 1522-nucleotide messenger RNA. RefSeq names its product putative exoglucanase gh6d (gene GH6D). Gene Ontology annotation, cellular component: extracellular region. Gene Ontology annotation, biological process: cellulose catabolic process. The record is from RefSeq and is a predicted model, not a curated record. Gene Ontology annotation, molecular function: cellulose binding; hydrolase activity, hydrolyzing O-glycosyl compounds. The transcript is spliced from 2 exons. The coding region runs from base 1 to 1305 and encodes 434 amino acids. NCBI's taxonomy places the organism in Eukaryota, Fungi, Ascomycota, Sordariomycetes, Sordariales, Podosporaceae.
AUGCGCGCCGUCUACGCCAUUCUCGCUGGCUUGCUUGCCACCGGCAGUGCCUCUCCCCUUGAGGCACGCCAGUCUGGCAACCCCUUUGUUGGCCGCAGCCUGUUCGUCAACCCCAAGUACAGCGAGUCGCUCGAGAGGACUCGCCAGGCCUUCCUGUCCCGCGGAGACCAGACCAACGCGGCCAAGGUGCAGUACGUCCAGAACAAGGUCGGCACCUUUGUCUGGAUCUCCAACAUCUUCCUCCUUCGCGACAUCGAUGACGCCAUCCGCAAUGCCCGCGCUGCUCAGUCUAGGGGCGAGAAGCCCAUCGUCGGUCUUGUGCUGUACAACCUCCCCGACCGCGACUGCAGCGCCGGUCAUUCUUCAGGAGAGCUGAGUCUGGACCAAAACGGUCUGAACCGUUACCGCACCGAGUAUGUCCAGCCUUUUGCUCAGAAGCUCAAGGCCGCAUCGGAUCUUCAGUUUGCUGUUAUUCUUGAGCCUGAUGCCAUCGGCAACAUGGUGACCGGCACCACUGCCUUCUGCCGCAACGCCCGCGGGCCCCAGCAGGACGGCAUUGCCUAUGCUAUUCAGCAGCUCCAGGCCAGCAACAUCCACCUCUACCUUGACGUCGCCAACGGCGGCUGGCUCGGCUGGGCGGACAAUCUCAAGCCUACCGCCGCCGAAGUAGCCACCAUCCUCCAAAAGGCCGGCAGCAACGCCCGCAUCCGCGGCUACUCCAGCAACGUCUCCAACUACAACCCCUACUCCACCAACAACCCACCCCCAUACACGGCCGGCAGCCCCUCGGCCGACGAGUCCCGCUACGCCACCUCCCUCGGCAACGCCCUCCGCGAGCGCGGCCUCCCCACCAACUUCAUCAUCGACCAAGGCCGCGUCGCCCUCGACGGCGCCCGCAAGGAAUGGGGCGAGUGGUGCAACGUCUCCCCCGCCGGCUUCGGUCAACCUUUCACGACCAACACCAACAACCCCAACGUCGACGCCAUCCUCUGGGUCAAGCCCGGUGGCGAGUCGGACGGGACGUGUGGCAUGUCGGGGGCUCCGCAGGCGGGCGCGUGGUUUGAUGCCUAUGCGCAGAUGUUGACCACGAAUGCGCACCCCGAGAUUCGUGCUGAUGGUGGUAGUGGUGGUAGUCCUGCUCCUGGACCUAGCUCGACGGCCGUGGCGCCUUCGCCAAGUGCUACUCCGGGUGGAAACUGUGCUGCUAGGUGGGCUCAAUGUGGCGGGCAGGGAUGGACAGGGCCGACGUGCUGUGCCCAGGGGACGUGCCAGGCUAGUAACCAGUGGUAUUCGCAGUGCUUGUAGAUUGUAUAUGGUGGGUGGCAAGAAGGGGGUGUGGAGAAAGAUGUAAAUAGCAUGUGUGGUUGACUUUGUACAUAAGCAUGGUCUAUGAGAUGGCAUAUGGGUCAUGAACCCGAAUCUCAGGGCAAAAUUCAUAUGUGUGACUUUAUCAUUAAGUCUUCAGACCAAAGGAGCUUGUUCGAGUUAAGCUUUACGAGCGAACUUGACAAUGGAAGCCGCC